This is a messenger RNA of Rotaria sordida, 2349 nucleotides long. The record is from the annotation of a GenBank genome assembly. NCBI's taxonomy places the organism in Eukaryota, Metazoa, Rotifera, Eurotatoria, Philodinida, Philodinidae.
AUGCAUCGAGUGCUUAAUGUUGCUGAAAAGAAUGAUGCAGCUAAAUCAUUAGCUCGUCUUCUUUCAAAAAAUUCAGCAUCUAUGCGUGAAGGUUUUUCAAGAUUUAAUAAAAUUUAUGAAUUUAACUAUCAACUUUUUAAUCAACCAGCACAAAUGAUUUUUACAUCUGUUUCUGGUCAUAUUAUGAAUUCGGAUUUUACAGCAGCACAUAAUAGUUGGGCACAAGUUGAUCCUGUUGUUUUAUUUGAUGCUCCAGUACAAAAGAAAAUAACUGAUCGUGCAGCAGAUAUCGAAAAAACAAUAAAACGUGAAAUAAUUAAAUGUCAAACAUUAAUUAUUUGGACUGAUUGUGAUCGUGAAGGAGAAAAUAUUGGAUAUGAAAUAAUUAAUUUAUGUCGACCAUUAAAAACAGGUUUAAAAAUUUAUCGUGCACGUUUUUCUGAAAUAACAUAUGAUAGUGCUGUACGUGCUUUAUUAAAUUUAAUACAACCUGAUGAACGUAUUAGUGCUGCUGUUGAUGUUCGUCAAGAACUUGAUUUACGUAUUGGUGCAGCAUUUACACGUUUUCAAACAUUACGUUUACAACGUUUAUUUGGUUUUGAUUCAAAACAAAUAAUUAGUUAUGGUUCAUGUCAAUUUCCAACAUUAGGUUUUAUUGUUGAACGUUAUCUUCAACGAGAAAAUUUUAUACGUGAACCAUUUUGGAAAAUAAUUGUUGAACAUCAAAUUGAAAAUAAUCAAUUUUGUGAAUUUACAUGGGAACGUAAUCGUUUAUUUGAACAUCAACCAUGUUUAAUGAUUUAUGAUAUGAUUAUGGAUGAACCAUUAGCAAAAGUAAUAGAUAUUAAAUCAAAAAAUAAAUCAAAAUGGAGACCUACUGCACUUGAUACUGUUGAAAUGGAAAAACUUGCAAGUCGAAAAUUACGUAUGACUGGUAAAAAAACUAUGGAUAUUGCAGAAAAAUUAUAUAUGAAAGGUUUAAUUAGUUAUCCACGUACAGAAACAAAUAUAUUUCCAUCAGAAAUUAAUCUUCAUCCACUUAUUCAAAAUCAAAUUAAUGAUCAACGAUGGGGAGCAUUUGCUCAACGUGUACUUAAUGAUGGACCUCGACCACGUAAUGGAAAAAAUACUGAUAAAGCCCAUCCUCCUAUUCAUCCAAUACGUUAUCCGGAUGGACAAUUAACAGAUGAAGAAAAUAAAUUAUAUGAAUUAAUUGUUCGACAUUUUCUUGCUUGUGUUUCAAAAGAUGCUCAAGGUGAUGAAACAAUAAUUAAAAUUAAUAUUUCAAAUGAAAUCUUUCACGCAUCUGGUUUAAUUAUUCGUGAAAGAAAUUAUCUUGAUGUUUAUAUUUAUGAUAAAUGGUCAGAAAAAGAAUUACCACAUUAUGAAUUAAAUCAAACAUUUUAUCCAACAAAAAUUGAAAUGAUUCAAGGUGAAACAUCACCACCACAAUUAUUAACUGAAGCUGAUUUAAUUGCCUUAAUGGAAAAACAUGGAAUUGGUACAGAUGCAACACAUGCAGAACAUAUAGCAAAAAUUCAAGAACGACUUUAUACAAAAAUGAAUUCCGAUCGAAGAUUUGAACCAGAAAAAUUAGGUCUUGGUUUAUGUGAAGGUUAUGAUAAAAUGGGUCAUGCUUUAUCUAAACCACAUCUUCGUUCUGAACUUGAAAAUCAAUUAAAAGCAAUUUGUGAAGGAAGAGCAAAUCCAGCUGAUGUACUUCGUGAACAAAUUGAUAAAUAUCGACAAGUAUUUAUUGUUACUGCAGCACAAAUUCAAAAACUUGAUGAUGCAAUGACUAAAUAUUUUGGUCCUCCAGGACAAAAUCCACCACCACCGCCUCCACCACGUCCACCACCAUCAGGACCUUUUGGUGAUCGUACUAAUAGAAAUCAACCACCAUCUGAAAGAACUAAUUCAUUGAAUAGACCUUUACAAGUUUCACGUAAUAAUAAUAAUAAUCAAUCAGCUAGACCUCAACAAUUAAAUCGUCCUGCUAGACCUUUACAACAAGAACAAAUACGUCCAACGAAUAAUAAUAAUGUACCUAAAUGUAAUUGUAAUGUUGAUGCUAAAGAAUUAACAGUAAAAAAAGAUGGUCCAAAUAAAGGUCGAUCAUUUUUUCGAUGUGGAAAUAAUGAUAAUUGUAAUUUUUUUGCUUGGAAAGAUAAUACAACAUCAACAUCAACAUAUGUUGGAAAUAAUCAACGACAAUAUGGAGAUAAUCAGCCAAAUACAACUCGUCAAAGACGACAAUCAGAUAAUGAUGAAGAUGGAAAACAGCGAAAAUGUGGUCUUUGUAAACAGACAGGUCAUACACGUCGAAAUUGUCCAUCGUUAAAUCUUUGA